GCUGUGAAAGAGUUACACCGUCGCCGAUAUAUAAACUCCUUUCCCCUCCCCAUCAACGUCACCAUCCCCCUGAAACUAACAACAUGGAGUCCGGUGUUUAGUGAGCAAAAACGGUCUUCACCGUUAACCAACCAUAUAUGCUUUCCCCGGUGCCCUCGAGGGACGCGUGCGACGCUCCGGGACGCACACAUGCACUAUAAGCGGCGGUGUGUUCAUGCCACUUGAAAUCAUACAGGACACGGAGUGAGAGAGAUGUGAUUGGACGCAGAAGAUCCCAAAUACAGGCCGCUUUCCGCGAGGAGAGGUGGACAACAGCUGUGCCCAGACCAGUGCAUCAAGGGACCAUGGAGCCUGAAGAUGACCUCUCGAUCCGGGACCCCCUAGAUCUGUUGUCCGACCCAGGAGCGGCGCCGUCAACAUCAAGCUCCUUACUCAACUACACCUUACUGGGAGGGUUAUCUCACAGCGCCAUUCUGGAGAGGGAUGAUGGCAGCGGAGAUCCCGAAAGUCCAAAAUGCUUGUUCCCCACACUGGAGCCGUGUGGGAAUGAACAGAGAAGCCUGCGGUCGUCAUCGUUCCCUUCGUCUCUCACUUGGGAUUCUGACUCGGAGAAGGAAAUCUUGGACGAGGAAGAACUUCAGCACUUUUCUAACCCUCAUGGUCUGGCUGCUCACAGCCCAGGAAGUCCAACUUCUGGACAACAGCAAAGCAGACUUGACAUUGAUCUUUGCCAGGAACCUGAGGAGCACUUAUUUCAUGCCAAGAUCGUACCUUUCGCCCUGGAAGAUGAUGAUGUAACACACAGGAAUCCAACAACUGCAGACUCACAGAAACAUACAGAAAAAAUUGAACAAGACAAAGUGAGCCAUUUGCCCGAUGUUAUACCCAAAGACAGAUGCCAAAAAACGAAAGAAGAUAGCCUGAGAAAGCAUAACCAGAAGGGGCUGGUAAAGGCGAGUACCAAAGAGCCAGACGUAUAUACCUUCCCAGGUGACUCUGAGCCCGAGAGCCCACCACCCGGACCUUGGGCGCACUGCACCUUCAUCCAACGGCGGAGGAAAAAGCGGGCCAUACUGAGACCUUUCUCUGGACUGGGGAAUUGGCAUCGUACAACAGGAGCCGGCAGAAGGGCCAGGGGGAAACCUUCAGGAGCAAAAGAGCUCACGAAGAUCACAGAUGUCGAGGGAGGGAUGUUGGAGUUGAACCGGGGAAAGGAAAAGAAGGUACAGAAAAGGCAGAAGUCAGUUGUGAGCCAUCUGGGUGGCCAUGAGAUUUUCACAUGUGUGGAGUGUAGCAUUUACUUCAAAAAACGAGACCAUCUACGGGAACAUAUGCGAGAACACGGUCAAGGCGAGCCUGGGAAGAAAUGGCAAUGCGGAGAGAAAGAGUCUUGGAGUGGACAUCCUACUAAAAGCGGAUUUGAAUGCGUAGAGUGCGGUCUGGAGUUUGCGGACCAGGUACCACUGCUAGAUCAUCAAAGAUGCCAUGAGGAAUCACGCCGGAAAAUCCUGGAGGAGAUUGGGAAAUUAAACGAGAGGGAAACACGAGAGGCGGAGCAAGCUAGUUGCAGUAAAACAUCCGAUAUGGUCACCGAAGCGUCACCAGAGGUCGGCUCGGGCCGACUCGUGUGUCUGAAAUGCAGCUUUAGCUGUGACGUGCCACAAGAGCUUGCAGACCAUGCCAAGACGCACAACACUAGAAAAAGGGCCGGCGUAUAUCGCACGUCGCCUCGUUUCCAGCAGAGGUCCUGCAAAAAAGGACAGGGUCAGUCUUCGGGGGACGAUGCGACAACUCUGGUCUCACUUUUUGGCAAGAGGUACCCCAUUCGAGCUUCGAAGAAAACAAAAACGCAACCUAGCCCUUCACAAGUCCCACUAAAUCCCUCGACUCAAGGAGAGCAGAGUCCUGACAAAGAAACCACGCAUCUGGAAACAGUCGGCGAAAGCCAAGAAGAAAGCCAAACAGAAAAGCCAGCAGUGGCUGAACCUGUGGAGGAGAACGUCCAACAGCCUCUCAUGUCCUCGCCUCAAAAUCCUUGCAAAAAUGCCGCUCCACGGCGUAGGGACUUGGCGUUCAAGAGCAUAGUAAACAAGUGCUCGGCCCGGGCUGCGAGGGGUAGGCUGGGGCGCACGAGGGCAAGCACAAGACUGGAUCCCAAGUCCAACCAGACUCAACAGGUUCAAAUCUCAAACGAGACCGAAGAGAACCAGAACCAGAUACCGGAACCUGAUCAUGAUCUAAAACAAGGCUCCAAAACAGGAAAGAAGCCACCUGCCAAUGCUGUGGAUCUCCAAGCCUCCCUGUCACCAAAGCAGAGCAGCAAAAAGCUUGAUCCCCCCGAGGAUGAACCCAAACUCAACAAAGACAAAUCGUAUAGCGGGGGCAAGUGUGAGAAAGGCCUGCUGGUUGCCACUAAACUAGAGGGAGAUGAUGAUGAAGAUGAUGAUGAUGUUGUUAAUUGUCUUUUUGGUGUAUUGACGGAGGAGGAUGAUGAAGAUGGUGAGGGAUUGUCAAAAAGUGUGGAAAGAAAGUGCCCUUAUUGCCCCGAUCGGUUCCACAAUGGCAUUGGACUAGCCAAUCAUAUUAGAGGUCACCUGAACCGUGUAGGUGUGAGCUACAAUGUUAGGCACUUCAUCUCGCCAGAAGAGGUCAAUGCCAUUGAGAAGAAAUUCUCAUACCAAAAGAAGAAGAAAAAAGUUGCCAACUUUGAUCCCUCAACCUUCAGUGUAAUGAGAUGUGAGUUCUGCAGCGCUGGCUUCGACACCCGGGCUGGUCUUUCCAGUCACGCCCGUGCCCAUCUCCGAGACUUCGGAAUCACCAACUGGGAAGUCACAGCUUCCCCUAUUAAUAUCCUCCGGGAGCUCUUUGCCAAGCAUCCAAAUCUUGUUCUGCCUACACCGUCUCAUACACUUCAGUCAAGCCAAGAUGAAAACUCCGAUGACGAACAUGAUGAGAAACAUGAGGAGAAUGUGACCACAAAGUCCAUCACUGACUCCUCUGAGUCUCCGCACAAUAUGAAUGAAGCAGAGGAGGGUGGUGAGGAGGUGGAGGAUGACAACGACGAAGAAGAGGAUGCCAAAAUACCCCUUACAGAUAAGUUGGCCACAAGUCCAAGAGAAAAAACUCUGUUCUUUGAGGAACAGAGUCCUGAAUCCAAAGAGACAGACACUAUGGCCUCCAGCUUAUUGAAAUGUGAAUUUUGUGGCGCUACCUUCGAGACACGUCGUGGUUUGUCUAGCCAUGCACGCUCUCACCUCCGCCAGCUAGGCAUCGGUAUGGCAGAGAACAGUGGGGCGCCUAUCGACCUCCUCCGCCAGAUCGCUAAAGAACGUGCCACGGAUGCACGUUUCACUGGUACUCCUCCAUUCAUGGCAUCACUUAAGACGCCCCAGCAUCAUACCCUGACUAUAUCCAGCCCUACAAAAGAUAUUGAAACCGAAGAGGAAAACAAGCCCACCGUCUCGUUCUGCGCGCGACCUUCUGUUAAAGUUUCCUCUUCCCCAGCCGCUUCCUCUGCGGCCGGCUCUUUGUCCUCAUCUCCAUUUGUAAAGUCGCGCUCGCCUUCCCCCGUGCUGAGAAAAGCUCCCAUCUCUUCCCUGCUUCCUGCAUCUUCCCCGCUGCGAUCCCAGGAACACAAAACAUUGGGAAAGAACCAAGCCACGAAUUUCUCCAGUCCCAACAAACCGUUUUGGGCACCGCAAGACACGGAUGCACCUUUGAAUCUAACAAUGGAGAUGGACUCCAAAGACAUUAUUUGCCAGUUGUGUGGUGCUUGGUUCGAAACACGGAAGGGCCUCUCAAGUCACGCUCGGGCCCACUUGCGCCAUUUCGGAAUCGAGUACUCGGAAUCCAAAGGCUCCCCCAUCGACUUACUCAACCGCUUCAUCCUGACGGAUGACUUUAAGCACAAAGCUAAUUCUUUUCUCUCGGAUGCACCUGGAGACCUGAGGUCUCAGAAGACCAGCGUGGCUUCCACUUUACCCUCCACCUCUUCCGCUAAAAUGCCUCUCGCCUCUAGUCUUAUCCUAUUCAAAACGACUCCAAUGAAGACCAACAUCGGCCCCAAAGCUACCUCGCCGUCUGCACACCUGUUAGGCCCCCCUGCAAAGAAGCUGAAACCUUCCUCUAUUCAGGUUCUUCGUUUCUGUGGCGGAGAUGCGAUGCCCUUCCCUUUAGAGCCAACGAAAGACGUGAGCUGCGAAUUCUGUGGAGAACUUUUUGAGAACCGCAAAGGUCUCUCCAGCCACGCCCGUUCCCACCUGCGCCAGCUUGGCAUCACCGAAUGGUCCGUCAACGGUUCUCCUAUCGACACGCUACGAGAGAUUAUAGUCCGUCGAGGUCUACCGUCCAUCACGCCUCUUAAAUCCACCAAGUCCCCCUCCUCUCCGGUCGCUCGGCACGCUCUCCAUUCCUCUUCCCCAACUGGAAACAUUCUCGGGCGUCUGCCUUACCACUUCCCUCAAUCACCAAGCCAGGACCAGCCUACCAUCCGAAAAAUGUCUCCUUCGACAUCCAAAACCAGUUCUUCCCCAGCAGUGGAAAUGGUUAAACCAAAACCAGAGCCUGAACUUGUAGAAGUGACCGUGAAAGGGUCAGAUAUGGGUGUAAAUAAAGGUUACAGCCCGGAGCCACAACAUUCCGGUUCAAACAGUUCCGAUGUUUAUCCAAUCAACUUUGUCAUGACCCAGGAGAAGGAACCUUCCCGUGACAUCCGAUGUGAAUUCUGUGGCGAAUUCUUCGAGAACCGCAAAGGCCUCUCGAGCCACGCCCGAUCGCACCUCAGGCACAUGGGUAUCACAGAGUGGUCCGUGAACGGCUCUCCCAUUGAUACGUUGUGGGAGGUUAUGAGGAGGCAGGGAACCACCCCUGCGUCUGUCAUCUUGGGCAUCAAAGAGGAACCGGGACAGGAUGGCAGGGUUUCAUUUAACUAUCUUUCCCCUGCGCUUUCCCGCAAAUCCCCCCUCAACCUUCUCCACUCCGGUUCGCGCCUCCAUAAGCACGGCCUUGGAUCCGUGAGCUUGUCCCCCACCCUACCUGUGGCCAGGUUAUUUGCGAUGACUCCUCUAAAGAAGAAGAUGCUGGUGGAGGAGAGAGUGUCAGGAGAGAAGUCACUGCCUAUCCAAUCUAAAAACUUCUCGCCUCCCCCGCAGGACUUUUCCUUUAAGAGUAAAGUCUCUGCAGAGAAGCAUGGGAUAGUCCACAUGGAUGCCAGUUGUGAACUCUGUGGGUUCUACUUUGAGAACCGAAAGGCUCUGGCCAGUCACGCGCGAGCACAUCUGCGGCAGUUUGGGGUGACAGAGUGGUGUGUCAAUGGUUCGCCUAUCGAGACGCUGAGCGCCUGGAUCCGCAGUCGGCCACAGAAGGCAGCAGAGAUGCAGCAGAGUUACGCGCAAGGAGCCCGUUACACCCAAAAGAAGAGGUGCAAUUCUGCUCUUCUGCCGUCCCGUGAUUCUGACCCUACGACUCCAGUUUCCCACAAGCCUUCAGUGUCCAAGUGGGCAUCUCUCAAGAUGCCCCAAAAGCGAGCAAUGGGGCGGGAUGCCAACAGCUCUUCCUGGGGUUUGUCAAUAAGGGCGACCGAAGCAAAAAGCAGGAGUGCGAGUUCCUCUCAGCAGGGACUGAUUCCACAGCCUGACGGUCGUCAUUCCAAUAACACACUUCCACACACACAGGUGGCACAUAGUGAACUCAACGUGCGCGUACCACGAGGAUUUGAGAGACGGCCACCUAAACACCCGUCGCAUGCUGACGGCGGAGAAAGAGAGAGCGGUCCUCCAAAACCUCGCUCCAGUACUGUACCUUCCCUUGUGCCAAAGCCCCCAUCCACGCCACUGGUUACACUCGUGGGUAAAAUUUACUCGCUCAAGUGCCGGUUCUGUGACGUGGAGUUUCACGGGCCGCUCUCGGUACAGGAAGACUGGAUCAGGCACUUACAGCAGCACAUCCUCAAUCUCAACUACAACAAGACCGACCCGCCCGUGAACGACACUUCCGCUCCUGAACCCCCAGCCGCCACCUCCACUACAACCACAACUUUCACUGCCACCCCGGCCAUGCCCACACCGGCCUCCAUACUUACACCCUCCCCAACCCAUGCCUCAUCAGCGCCCCCUGUGGCUAGCGCAGCACUGCAAACCACAGCAGAGCCGCUUUCCUCCCCCGCUAAUUAGUGUCCCUUCCACAUACAGUGUACACGUAUCAUCAACAGCGAUCAUAUCCCUUGCCGUCUGUUUGGUUCCUGUACAGACCGUUACUCAUCCGUGAAUAUUCCUGUCUUUGAUCAAAAGGAGAGAUUUGAAAUCUCCCAUACCGACCCACUUAACCUGACCUACAUUACAGGCGUCUUUACUGACAGAUACAGACAUGAGGUAGGUCUGUUGCCAUGGCAGCUCUCAUCUGUCUUUUGGCUCUUAAGCAUCAGAAGCGAAAGGUCACCGUGUAAUGUGAUGUCUAGAAAAGCAGACGCCCCAUGCCCAAAGCAGAACAUUUGAUAAAAUGUCGACAAAUCAAAGAAUUGCAAUCAAUCGGCACAAUGUUAAACUCAUAUUAUAGAUUGUAUUAACUAUAUAGCACUUAAAGGCGUUUGGCCCAUACAAUUUCUUUUUUGCAUUUAGUCAAAGUGAUUGUAUGACAGAUAGCUUUCAGGUCAAAACAGCCCCGUUUUCUAGCAUAUUCUCGAAGGCCACAGUCUAUGACGGAUUCUUGACUCUUUAAUUCAACAAUCAGAUUCGACUAAAACCAGUUGCUGCUAAAUAUUGAAAUAAGCUAAGCACAUUGAGUUAUACGUAUCGUUUUCGCACAUGACCAACAUUUGUAGUCGAUGAGAUUUAUGCCUUCGUUACCAUUUCGUACAGCACAUUGUUUUGUAGCGUGUUUGCACAUAGCUAGUUUUAACGCAAAGCAAGUUUUGCAUGAUGCUUUGAUGAAUCUGACCUUGGAUUGCUCCAGUUCCAGCUUUUUGCUAAUUUCAAAUGUCCAAAUGAAACAGCUGAGACAGCUGUCUAAAAACGCCUGCUUGUUAAAGCUUUCUAAGAAUUUGCCUCCGAAGGGCCUAAGAGGUUUAGGACUGAACGUAUUGCUAAAUACUAAAAGUAUUUUGUUUUGUGGCGUUCUAGUGAUCCAACAUUAAUGUGUGGUUAAGCUGAAUGCUGUUUUUUCUACACUACAUCACUUUGAAUGUUUCUCCAGAGUUAACAAGUCAAUGCACUUUUAUCUGUAACGAAUGAAUUAGGGAAUGUUUGCUUGUUUCACCUCCUGUAUGUUUCUGUUACCGAAUCCGAGUUAGUACAAAGUGCAAAGUUCUGAUUUCCCAUGUGUUUUUUUGUCUUAUGUGUCUUAACCGGCAAGACAUAUUCUUGAAGACAUUUUUGUGGGCAAAAAAGGAUUACAAAAACCCCAGUGGUGUAUAAAUUUGCCAGUCACAGAAUGUGCCAAAGAGUCUGUUUGCCUCGGAUUGAGCUUGUCUCAAUAGCUUUACACCGUGUCUACACCGGACACACGGCUUGUUCUAAUGGGAUGUCGAGCUGCGCCGCAUCAAACAAAAUUAUAACAGGUUCUGUUGUCUUUUGCCGCUUCCGGUGUAGAAACGGUGUUAGUUUACUAACUAGUUGAGACGGAUGAUUCCAUGCCGUUUUUUUGUUAGCAGUUAUGUUGUUCGACACUAGCAACAGCUUUUUGCGUUAAAGUUUAUUGAAAUAAAAUAAAAUAAAACUGAGGCACUUUUUGUUGAGUUCUGUAGUGUUCUGGUUGGCCAAAAAAUUGACAUUUUACCACAAAUCAGACGACUGCCUUUCAAACAUACGACUGCUUUGUCAAAUUUCUACAUGUGCACAUGGAAGCGACAACAGACCAAUCCAUGAGCUUAAAACUGUGGAUGUUUGUUGUAACUUUCACAACGUUGACUGUUAGGCUUUGUGUAUUCCAGAAGGAAUAUUGAUUAUUAUCAUAACCUAACGUAUGUAUAGACAAGAAAACAAAACUACGAUAUUACCAGUUUAACACUUCAGAUGUGAUCUUGAUCGUUGUGAAUUUAUUUGGAUCUUUAUUAAUGCUGUGUAUUUUUUAUUGAGCUGUGCGUUUCUUUAAUUCCAGUUACGAUGUAAUAGAUCAAUGUUUUAUUUUUAUUCCAUCGGUUUCUCUUCUAAGACAAACUACAUCGGUGCUCACGAACGCAUAAGAAAUGGACUUUAGAAGAUGGUUCAAUAGGGAAACUGGUCAAGUCCUGCCAGGACUCUAAAAAAGUGUCUUACAUGCGACUGCUGUGUACAUUCUGAAUUUGUGGUAUUUGUUAGUUGGGACGUUUUGACUGUUGCCCAGUUGGCUCGUGUUUAACAGCUGAUGGUAGAAGUUCUCUUAAAGAUCUUCAGCUGGUUUAGACUAAAGUCUGGUUAAGUAUUUGUGUGUGUAAGGCGACUUUUUGUGACUAAAAGCGAGAGUCGCCGUGGAAGCUGACCAGAGCGCAACCAUAGAAAAAAGGUUUAUAUGAAUGUGCUCAUGACUGAAAAUCAUUAAAUGUGAUCUGAACUGUUGGCGAGUGGUGCUCAUCAUUUCUUGUUUACACAGGAUUUACAAUAACGCAUUCAUAUUUGACGUCCCUUUGCAUUAUCAGCAAUAGCUUAAAAGUUGUGAACAGUAUGAAGGUGUAAAUAGAAAACUGAACAGCUGGUUAAGUAAAUGUGAUGGGUACCAAGUUUCUGUAUGGGGUCUGAAACACGUGACACUUUCGUGUAAUACUUUAUCCUGUUUAACAAUUACCAGAAGUUAUUGCAAUUCAAUUCAUGUAGAAUUUUCCAAACUCAUAUAUAACAAAUAAAUCUCUAA
Triplophysa rosa is the source of this 8820-nucleotide messenger RNA. It is a transcript of the gene wizb, whose product is annotated as WIZ zinc finger b. Gene Ontology annotation, biological process: regulation of transcription by RNA polymerase II. The record is from RefSeq and is a predicted model, not a curated record. Gene Ontology annotation, molecular function: DNA-binding transcription factor activity, RNA polymerase II-specific; RNA polymerase II cis-regulatory region sequence-specific DNA binding. The coding region runs from base 345 to 6170 and encodes 1941 amino acids. The transcript is spliced from 17 exons. Gene Ontology annotation, cellular component: nucleus. NCBI's taxonomy places the organism in Eukaryota, Metazoa, Chordata, Actinopteri, Cypriniformes, Nemacheilidae.